AUGGCCGUGCAGAAGAAACACGGAAAGGGCCGUUUGGACAAGUGGUAUAAGCUUGCAAAAGAGAAGGGCUACCGGGCCAGAGCAGCGUUCAAGUUGAUUCAGCUGAACAAGAAAUAUGGCUUCCUCGAGAAGAGCAAGGUCCUACUGGAUCUCUGCGCUGCGCCAGGAUCCUGGUGUCAAGUCGCUGCAGAGACCAUGCCAGCGAACAGCAUUAUCGUGGGAGUAGAUCUCUCACCGAUCAAAUCAAUUCCGAAGGUCAUCACCUUCCAGAGUGAUAUUACUACAGAGAAGUGCCGAGCAACAAUUCGCCAACACCUGAAGACAUGGAAAGCAGACACCGUCCUGCACGAUGGUGCGCCCAACGUCGGUACUGCGUGGGUCCAGGACUCGUUCAACCAGGCAGAACUGGCUUUGCAAGCUAUGAAAUUGGCGACCGACUUCCUCAUCGAAGGCGGCACAUUUGUUACCAAGGUCUUCCGUUCCAAGGAUUACAAUUCGCUUCUGUGGGUGUUCAAUCAGCUGUUCACAAAGGUAGAGGCCACCAAGCCGCCAUCGUCCCGUAACGUUUCGGCCGAAAUUUUCGUGGUGUGCCGCGGCUUCAAGGCACCCAAGCGAAUCGAUCCUCGGUUUCUAGACCCCAAAGCUGUGUUUGCUGAGCUAGCUGAUCCAACCCCGAAUAACGAGGCGAAGGUGUACAACCCGGAAGUGAAGAAGCGCAAGCGAGAUGGUUACGAAGAGGGCGACUAUACGCAAUUCAAGGAAAUGCCGGCCAGCGAAUUUAUUCAGACCACUGAUCCCAUUGCCAUUCUUGGCCAGUACAACCGACUAUCGUUUGAGCAGCCCAAGAAUGGUGACGUGGCCUUAGCUGCCCUCGACAAGCUACCAGAGACGACCGAGGAAAUCCGUCUGAGCUGUGCCGACCUGAAAGUGCUGAGCCGGAAAGAGUUCAAGGUCUUGCUACGGUGGCGGCUGCGGGUACGAGAGCUCUUUGGGUUUCCUUCGAAGAAGACCGCGGCGAAGCCACUGUCAGAGGAGGUCACGCAAGUGGACACUAUGGACGAGGAGAUGAAAAUCCAGCAAGAACUCCAGGCCAUGAAGGACAGAACGGACUCGAAGAAGAAACGCGAGAAGCGGAAGGAAAACGAGAAAAAGCAAAAGGACAUUGUGCGCAUGCAGAUGAAUAUGACUGCCCCGAUGGACAUCGGCAUGGAGCAAGCGGACGCAAUGGGCGAUGGGUCUAUGUUCGCCCUCAAGAAGCUACAAGAACCGGAUGCCCUUCGGAGAAUAGCGAAAGGAAAGAUGGCGUUUCUUAAUACGGACAAAAAAGUGGACCGAGACAGUGGUAUCGGAUCGUCUGGGGAGACGGACAACGAGAGCGACGAGGAAGAGGACCGGCUAGAGCGGGAGCUGGAUGGCUUGUAUGACGAGUACCAGGAUCGGAAGUCGUCUGCAGAUGCGAAGUAUCGGGCCAAGAAGGCGAGAGAGCGCAAAGGCGACGACGAUUGGGAGGGCUUCUCUGGCGAGGACAAAGAUAUCGAGGACAGCGAUGGCGAUCUUGAAGAAGACAGCAGCGAUGAUGAUGACGAUACCGCAGGCGGAAAACCAACAAAGUCUCUGCUUACAGACCUCGACAACGGGCCGGACGAAGAAGGAGGGUUGUCUAAACGAGCCAGAAGCUUUUUCAAUCAGGACAUUUUCAAGGAUAUACCCGGUGUCUUGGACGACCUUGUCGAGGAAGAGGAAGGCGAAGACGAAGACGAAGACGAAGAAGAGGAGGAGGAGGGUGAGAUAGAGGAUGAAGAGAUGCCAGACGUCGAUGAAAACGAUGCCGAAGAGGACGACAUUCCCAGCAAGGGCAAGUCCGGAAAGAAGGGAGCUAAAGAAGAGGUAACUUUUGACGAAUCAGAGAGCGAGGAUGGCGGUGGUGGUGGUUUCGAGGUCGUGAAGCGCAGCAAACAGGACACGGACGAGAACGACUGGGAAGAAGAAGACAAGCGACUCCGCUCUGACGGGCGACUAGACAUUGAUAUCAUCACGGCCGAAGCUAUGACACUUGCACAAUCCUUGGCUUCGGGACAGAGGCUGAAACACGAUGUCAUUGACGAUGGAUUUAACAAGCAUGCCUUCCGAGACAAGGACGGACUGCCGGAGUGGUUCCUGGAUGACGAGUCCAGACACGACAAGCUUCACCGGCCGAUCACCAAGGCAGGGGCGGACGCUAUCAAGGAGAAGAUGAGGGCUUUCAAUGCACGGCCAAUCAAGAAGGUGCGGGAGGCGCAGGCGCGCAAGAAGUUCAAGGCGGUACAGAAGCUGGAGAAGCUCAAGAAGAAGUCGGAGCUGCUGAUUGCGGACGAGGGUAUGACAGAGAAGGAGAAGGGCGACACGAUCAGCAAGAUGCUCAGCAAGGCGGCCAAGAAGAAGCCGCACACCCCGAUGAAGGUGGUGGUGGCGAGGGGUUCAAACCGGGGUAUCAAGGGACGACCGAAGGGUGUCAAGGGCAGAUACAAGCUGGUGGAUGCGAGAAUGAAGAAGGAGACCAGAGCGCUGAAGCGGGUGGCCAAGAAGUACAAGAAAUAG
This is a messenger RNA of Grosmannia clavigera kw1407, 2577 nucleotides long. RefSeq names its product rRNA methyltransferase. The coding region runs from base 1 to 2577 and encodes 858 amino acids. Gene Ontology annotation, cellular component: nucleolus; preribosome, large subunit precursor; nucleus. Gene Ontology annotation, biological process: maturation of 5.8S rRNA from tricistronic rRNA transcript (SSU-rRNA, 5.8S rRNA, LSU-rRNA); rRNA methylation; maturation of LSU-rRNA from tricistronic rRNA transcript (SSU-rRNA, 5.8S rRNA, LSU-rRNA). Lineage: Eukaryota; Fungi; Ascomycota; Sordariomycetes; Ophiostomatales; Ophiostomataceae. Gene Ontology annotation, molecular function: rRNA (uridine-2'-O-ribose)-methyltransferase activity; rRNA (guanine) methyltransferase activity. The record is from RefSeq and is a predicted model, not a curated record. The transcript is spliced from 4 exons.